Messenger RNA from Nerophis ophidion (straightnose pipefish), 2637 nucleotides. RefSeq names its product protein phosphatase Slingshot homolog 3. NCBI's taxonomy places the organism in Eukaryota, Metazoa, Chordata, Actinopteri, Syngnathiformes, Syngnathidae. Gene Ontology annotation, cellular component: cytoplasm. The coding region runs from base 294 to 2087 and encodes 597 amino acids. The record is from RefSeq and is a predicted model, not a curated record. The transcript has 17 exons. Gene Ontology annotation, biological process: actin cytoskeleton organization; protein dephosphorylation; negative regulation of actin filament polymerization. Gene Ontology annotation, molecular function: protein tyrosine/serine/threonine phosphatase activity; actin binding.
UACGUACAUAGUUUGCGUAUGACGUCAUCCAGCCAGCCCAGACGGCGCUGCUGGAGUCAGUGGUGAAGUGUCAGUGUCAGAGCUGCUGGCGUUUCUCGAGGACCGAGCGGCACGUCCUCGGUGCUGGAAAUAGGUGCUCGGGAGACCGUCUGCUAAACGACAAAAAUUGUACUCAUGCCAGAGCCUGCACACUUUUGGCCUGUGGAACCUGCAGAGCUUGUCUGAGCUUGCCAGCACCAGCAGCAGCAGCAGCAGCAGCAGGCCGUUGGGUGCGGAGACACCUGUACUGCGCAAUGGCGCUAUUGACUCUGCGCAGGAUUCCUUCCAUCAGCCCUACUCCUGAUGAAGCCACGCAGAGAACAGGGAGAUUUCAAAAAAGGGAGAGCUUUGCCCUGGUCAAGGGAGCAGUUCUCCUGCUGGAAGAGGCAGAGAGAGAGGACCUACACGAGGACACGCCCCCCCCGAAACAAGAAGACGGCGCUUCAGACACGCGACACCGACACAUACACGCCAUGGUUGAGCUGCUUCGACCAGAGGAUAGCAUCAAACUGGUAACGGACUUAUAUUAUUUUACACCAGUAUUUAUCAGGUACCUCAUUGUCGUCUCCACCCUGGCUAACAAAGACGAGAGCAUCCUGCUGGGCAUGGACUUCCCCAAACAGGAAAGUGACGAGUGCACCAUUGGGUUGGUUCUUCCUAUUUGGAGCGACACACAAGUGUACCUGGAUGGAGAUGGCGGUUUUAGUGUCACCUCAGCAGAAGAAACAAGAAUUUUUAAGCCAGUUUCCAUGCAGACCAUGUGGUCAGUGCUGCAGGCGUUGAACGGAUGCUGCGAGCGAGCCGUCAAAGGCGCCGUGAUUCCGGGCUGCAGUCUAGAGUGGGCCCAGCAUUACCACCAGCACAUUGAAUCGGACCGCUUGUGCCUCAAUGAGUGGGAGGUAAUGAACGACCUGGAGUCGGUCAGGAGGGAUACCGAUAGUCACGGUACUGCUGACAGAAAUGACAAAGAGAUGUUGAUUAAGGAGCAACUGAGAGACAUCAUGAGGACGGAAGACCUAGACAACCUCACGUCUAAAAUGGUCCAUUCGGCCUUGCAGACUCGGAUAGGCUUUGACAUGAGGCCGUUUAAAGAGUACAUCGACAACGAGAUGCUGGUCACCAUGGCUCAGAUGGACAAGCCAUCCAAGAUAUUUGACUACCUUUACUUGGGCUCCGAGUGGAACGCAGCCAACUUUGAGGAGCUGCAGAAAAACAACGUUGGCUACAUCCUGAACGUGACGAGGGAAAUCGACAACUUCUUCCCAGAAUCCUUCACCUACAUGAACAUCAGGGUGUACGACGUGGAGACCACCGACCUGCUCCCCCACUGGUCCGACACGUACAACUUCAUCAACACCGCCAGGAAGAGCGGACAGUCGGUGUUGGUGCACUGUAAGAUGGGCGUGUCUCGCUCCGCCUCCACCGUCAUCGCCUACGCCAUGAAGCAGCAGCGCUGGCCGCUGGACGUGGCCUUGGCCUACGUGAGGGAUCGCCGCGCCAUCAUCCGACCCAACGAGGGCUUCACCAAGCAGCUGCAGACCUACAACGGCAUCCUCCACGCCAGCCGGCAGCGAGACAGCUUGCUCUGGAGGAGGAAGUCCAAAGACCAAAGGCAGAAAUCUCUGCGCAAAGACGACGGCGAUAUGCCAGAUGAGGGCGAGGAGGUGGAGGAGGAAGAGGGAGAUGAAGAAGAGGAGGAUGAGGAAGAGGAGGAUGAUGACGUCACAGAAAGCUCUGAUGAAAAAGAGGAUUCAGGAGAAGAUGUGUUUGAGCAGCCUGACACCACCCAGGAAGAAGCACCGCCCCCGCCAUGUGUCCUCGGUCCCAUCAUCUCUCUUCCAAGUGUGAGUCGCAGUGGAAGGAUGAACCUCUUCUCCCUCAUGCAGUCCAUCAGUGAACAAGACGACGUGGACAAAGGAUGCGAGCAGCUGCCUGCCAGUCCACGGCGAUCGCCACGACAACGGAUGCGGAGCCACGGCCGAAAGAGUCUGAUUCACCAGAACGCCUGCGUGGAUCUUUCACCCGAACCCGCUCACGAAAAACCUUGAAGUGGCCAAAAGGAGAUAAGUCUGGCCUUUUAAAUAAACAAAAACAAAAACUGAAGGACUUCUUAUGAAAUGCCAAGGUUUUUACUUUAUUUUUUUUAAUUUAGCUUGCAUAUUCACAUUUUGCUGGUUGAAAAGCCACAUUAUUUUGUUUAUUUACAUUUCAACUAUGCAAUUAAUUAUUUUAUCCUUAAUGCAAAAAAAAAAGUUUAGUCCAGUGACUUGUGACGUUCACUCAUUGAACGUUUCCUUUCCAAGCUGUAUUUUAUUGUGGACCAAGUUAGGAGUCAGUUUUCUGGUGCAAAGUCUGUAUUCCACUGUGCCAAUGAAUGAUACAUUUCUAUCAGCUGCAGUUGGAUCGCAUUCAUGUUGCAUCCUGGGAGAGAAGUAUUUAUAUUCAGCUUAAAAUGAGGUUACUUUGCAGGAUGAUUGAACAUGCUCAUGUAUUUAUUAUCACACACCAGACAGCCUGAGCCAUCAUCACGCUGUAUGAUCCAGUUCUGCUGUUUGAUUCUGCACAUUAAAAUAAAGAAAAAAAUCUGCUUUCUUUUCA